Messenger RNA from Nothoprocta perdicaria, 5772 nucleotides. It is a transcript of the gene ZNF142, whose product is annotated as zinc finger protein 142. Gene Ontology annotation, biological process: regulation of transcription by RNA polymerase II. Bases 1 to 5772 code for a protein of 1923 amino acids. Lineage: Eukaryota; Metazoa; Chordata; Aves; Tinamiformes; Tinamidae. The record is from RefSeq and is a predicted model, not a curated record. The transcript has 8 exons. Gene Ontology annotation, molecular function: DNA-binding transcription activator activity, RNA polymerase II-specific; RNA polymerase II cis-regulatory region sequence-specific DNA binding. Gene Ontology annotation, cellular component: nucleus.
AUGGAGCCGAGCGCCCUGGCGCAGGCCGCGGGGCGCGACGUGGAGAUCCUCAUCGAGGCCGUGGCGGGCGGCGCCGCAGAGGUGCUGCUCAAGGUGGUGGAGCUCUAUUUCUGCGAGAGCUGCGGCCAGAGCUUCCCGGAGCCCGCCCUGCUGUCCCAGCACCGGUGCCUGCAGCUGGCGGAGCCGCCGGGGACGGAGCCGGCGCGGAGCAGCGGGGAACCGGCGCGGAGCAGCGGGGAACCGGCGCGGAGCAGCGGGGAGCCCGCGGGCGCCGCCGAGCCGCUGCUGUGCCCCGUGUGCCGGGCGGCGUUCGCGCGGCCCGGCGCGCUCAAGGAGCACUUCAGGAGGCACCGGGGCGCGCGGGGGGCCCUGCCGUGCCCGGAGAGGAGCUGCCGCUUCUCGGCGGCGGCGCGGCGGGAGCUGCGCGGGCACCUGCGCGCGGCGCACGGGGCGGGCACCGUGCCCUGCGCCUCGCGCGCCUGCCCGCUGCUCUUCCCGAGCCGCGCGGCCAUGGAGCGCCACCGCCGCUGCCACCUGCCCUUCCACUGCGGCCGCUGCGCCUUCGCCACCGCCAACGCCCGCCUCUUCGGGCAGCACAGGAAGGGGCACGCGGCCGAGCCCGCCCGCGCGGCGCCCGGCACCGCCGGCGGCCUCCAGCAGCCCCGCGUCCUGCUCUCGGGAGAAGGGCAGGAGGAUGCGGGGAGCUGCCGUCCUGGCUGGGAAGCAGCAGCGGGAGCAGCCGGGCUGGCAGAGCCCGCGGGCACCGGGCAGGGCUCCUUGGAGGGCCAGAAGGCAUCGGCUGGAGAGGAGGACUCGGAGAGUGGUGCGGAUGAAUUGCUGGAGGAGGAUGGAGAGAGCCCCUAUGAGGGGGAGCCCAAAGAGAACGGGAAGGAAGCUCCUGAGGAAGCCCAGGCACCCCAGGAGCAGCACCCCGAAGGGAACGUCGGGGAGGGCUCCGAGUACCUUUACAAAACGCACAUGUGCCCCGAGUGCAAGCGGUGCUUCAAGAAGCGCACGCACCUGGUGGAGCACCUGCACCUGCACUUCCCCGACCCCAGCCUGCAGUGCCCCAACUGCCACAAGUUCUUCACCAGCAAGAGCAAGCUCAAAAUCCACAUGAUGCGGGAGGCGGGCGAGAAGGCCCAUCGCUGCCCGCUCUGCCACUACAGCUCCGUCGAGAAGAACGCCCUCAACCGCCACAUGGCCAGCAUGCACGAGGACAUCUCCAACUUCUACUCCGAUGUCUACUCCUGCCCCGUGUGCGAGGAGAAGUUUCGCCUCAGCCAGGCCCUCAAGGAGCACCUGAAGACUCACAAAGCCGAGCCCAAGAGGCUGAGCUGCUUCCAGGGAGGCUGCGACUACUUUGCUGAGGACCGCAAGGAGUUCAUCCGCCACCUCAAGGAUGCUCACGGCAUCAAGGCCGUGGAGUGCAGGUACCACGCCUGCUCGCUGCUUUUUGGCACGGCCGAGGCCAUGGAGGCUCAUCGGAAAACGCACUACGCCUUCCACUGCCAGCAGUGCGACUUCAUCUGCUCCAACAAGCACGUGUUCCGCAAGCACAAGAAGCAGGGGCACCCGGGCAGCGAGCAGCUGCAGUGCAGCUUUUGCCCCUACGCCACCUUCAACCCCGUCGAGUUUCAGAACCACGUGGGCAAGAUGCAUGCCAACGAGAAGAUCCACAAGUGCGCGGAGUGCCCCUUUGCCACCGCGCACAAGAGGGUGCUCAUCCGGCACAUGCUGCUGCACACAGGAGAGAAGCCCCACAAGUGUGAGCUGUGCGACUUCACGUGCCGGGAUGUGAGCUACCUGUCCAAGCACAUGCUGACUCACUCCGAUGACAAGAACUUCAUGUGCACCGAGUGCGGAUACAUCACCAAGUGGAAGCACUACCUGAACGUCCACAUGCGCAAGCACACCGGGGACCUCCGGUACCAGUGCAACCAGUGUUCGUACCGGUGUCACCGUGCCGACCAGCUGAGCAGCCACAAGCUGAGGCAUCAGGGCAAAAGCCUCAUCUGCGAGGUGUGCGGCUUCACCUGCAAGCGCAAGUACGAGCUGCAGAAGCACAUGCAGGCCAAGCACUCGCAGAACUACCAGGUGCCCAUCUUCCAGUGCCAGUACUGCGCCUACCAGACCAAGUACAAGCAGGCGCUGCUGAACCACGAGAACUGCAAGCACACCAAGCAGAAGGAGUUCCGCUGUGCCCUCUGCUCCUACUGCACCUUCAGCAACACCAGCCUCUUCUUCCACAAGCGCAAGGUUCACGGUUACGUCCCCGGGGACAAGGACUGGCUGGAGAACUACGCCAGCAAGGAGCAGGAGAUCAGCUCCUCCGAGGUGCUCUUUGGCUGCGAGCUCGGCGCAGCUCCUGCUCAGCACAGCGCAUCCCACGGCUCGGGUGCUGCCUCCCCAGCCUCCGGCAAGGAGCAGUGGGCGAAAGCGGAGCCGCAGCGGGAGGAGAGCUGCCAGCGAGCGCUGGUGCUGCCUCUUCUGGAGCAGGGUGCUGCUGUGCCCCAGGGCGGCCCCGAGCUGGGGCAGGGGCAGCGUGAAGGGGAGCAGAGCUGUCCCCUCACUGCCAGCGCACAAGUUGAUCCUGCUCCAGGCUCAGCUGGUUUUGCUCCUUCGGGGGAUGUGGUUGAGAGCUGCACCUUGCACUUGGAGACCUUGGAUGUCUCAUCUGACCCUAUGCUGGAGCAUCUGGCUGGAGAUGCCUGYGCAUCUCAGGCAGAGAGCGCAGAAAUGCUGGCCUGCAAGGAGCCUCCUGCAGCCUAUGAAGUGCUAGGCUCCCGGGAUGACCUUGGCCUAGAGGACAAUGACAACGCACUUGGAGACAUCCCAGACUUUGAGGAGGAUGAGACAGAUGCACGUGGGAAUGAAGCAGCGAGGCUGGAGGGCAGCACUGUGACGGGGGACAGCCAGGGAAAAGAUGUGGUCGGGGAGGCUGAGGGCAGCCCACAAGGGCCGUGCUCCGACCUCGGCGCGCCGGGUGCGGACACCGGAAUGAGGGAGAGCAGCCACGUGGAGCCGGCCGAGCACCGGCUGCGGGCGCCGGGAUCGGCCGAGCGGAGCCGCUCGCCGCCUGCGGCCACCUCUCCCGCCGACGCGGGGGGCGGCUGCGAGUCGGUGCUCAAGGCGCUGCGGAAGCAGGACAAGGAGCAGGCGGAGACGCUGGUGCUGGAGGGCAGGGUGCAGAUGCUGGUGGUGCAGUCGGAGAGCCGCAUCUUCAAGUGCGAGAAGUGCUCGUACGUGACCCGCAAGGAGAAGUCCAUGUCCCUGCACUCGAGAGCCAGCUGCCAGAGCCGCCGGGCACCGCUCGUGUGCCACGAGUGUGGUGCCAGCUUCAAACAGCAAAGGGGGCUCAACACCCACCUCCUCAAGAAGUGCCCKGUCCUCCUGAAGAAGAACAGGACCCUGAAACUGGCUGCUCAGGAGCUGCCUGGSUUGUGCCAACCUGCCAGCCAGCCAGGGGACAGUGGUCCAGAAACAUCAGGGAGCGACAGGGGAGGCUUGGAGGAGUCUGGGCACCAUGAGACCCCCUGGGAAGUGGAGGUGAUAGCUGAGAAAACGCAGUCCUCGAGCAGUCCCUUAGCCAAGGAAGAGGCCUCGGGCAGUCCUGCUGUUGAGAAGCCCCCUCCUGAUAGCAGCAUGGACGUGGUGGAAGAGCCUUCCAUGCAAGGGGAUCCCGCUGAGCCAGGUGGAGCCGUUUGUCCCUCCCAGCCUGGGAGAACAUCUGAGAAAUACCGUGUGGAGGGCGGAAAGCUGCGCUGCAACGCGUGCUCCUUCGCCUGCUCCCGCGUCUCCACCAUCACCUCCCACGUGCAGGACGGCUGCCGGCGGCGGGCGCAGUUCUGCUGCUCCCUGUGCCCCGCGGCCUUCCGCUCCCGGCGGGCCCUGCGGAGCCACCGCAGCGAGACGCACGGCGAGCGCCCCGAGGGUGACGGGCGCCAGGGCACCGAGACACCCCCAGGAGCCCCGGCUGGCAGCGAGGCGGGUGCACCCGGCGAGGCGCCGCCAGCCGCCGCUCCCCGGAAAGCCGCCGUUCCCAAGCGGCGGCGGUUCUCCUGCCCCACGUGCCCCUUCACGUGCCACCAGGAGCGGGCCCUGAAGACGCACACGCAGAGGGGCUGCGCGGCGCUGGGCGAGUUCCGCUGCGCCUCCUGCCCCUUCACGUCCAAGGCGGCCAAGGCCCUGCGGCUGCACCGGCGGCUGCACCGCAAGCGCUACAGCAAGCGGCCGCAGCUGCAGUGCCGCCAGUGCGAGUUCACGUGCAAGCAGGCGCGGUGCCUGCGCCAGCACGUCCGCAUCAAGCACGAGGGGCUCAAGCCCCACAAGUGCCGCUACUGCGAGUUCAGCACCACGCGGCGCUACCGCCUGCGCGCCCACCAGUCGCUGCACACGGGCGUGGGGCGCGUGGCCUGCGGCGCCUGCGGCCAGACCUUCGGCACCAACUCCAAGCUGCGCGUGCACCGCCUGCGCGUGCACGAGAAGACGCCCACGCACUUCUGCCCGCUCUGCGACUACGGCAGCUACCUGCAGAACGACAUCACGCGCCACGUGAGGAGCUGCCACCGCGGCGAGCUCAACGUGGGCUGCGCCCGCUGCGACGCCCGCUUCAGCUCCGAGACCGCCCUCAAGCAGCACGUGCUGCGGCGGCACGAGGAGAAGGUGCCCUACGGCUGCCCGCGCUGCGGCUUCGUGUGCCACAGCGAGGCCACCCUCAAGUGCCACGUGCAGAAGCAGCACCCGCACCUGGAGUGCGGCGCCUGCAAGGAGACCUUUGCCACGCGGGACGCUCUGGAGGAGCACAAGAAGCAGCACUUCAGCCACCGCUGUGAGCUGUGCAGCUUCGCGGCCAAGGAGCGGCAGCAGCUCGUGGGGCACUACGUGGAGAGCCACGAGCCGGCCGCCCCCCAGGAGAGACCCCUGCGCUGCCCCUUCUGCGACUUCGCCUGCCGCCACCAGCUCGUCUUCGACCAGCACAUGAAGGGCCACGGCGGCACCCGUGUCUACAAGUGCUCAGAUUGUGAGUACACCACCAAGAACAGGCAGAAGAUCACGUGGCACAUCCGUAUCCACACCGGCGAGAAGCCCUACAAGUGUCAUCUCUGUAAAUACGCCUGUGCUGACCCCUCGCGCCUCAAGUACCACAUGCGGAUCCACAAGGAGGAGCGGAAAUACCUGUGCCCGGAGUGCGGCUACAAGUGCAAGUGGGUGAAUCAGCUCAAGUACCACAUGACGAAGCACACGGGCCUCAAGCCGCACGGCUGCGACGAGUGCGAGUACCGCACGAACCGGGCGGACGCGCUGCGCGCGCACAAGGAGACGCGGCACGGCGAGGCGCGCGCCUUCGUGUGCGAGCAGUGCGGCAAGGCCUUCAAGACGCGCUUCCUGCUCAAGACGCACCUCAAGAAGCACAGCGAGGAGCGGCCCUACGUGUGCGGCGCCUGCGGGCGCGCCUUCCGCUGGGCCGCCGGCCUGCGCCACCACCGCCUCACGCACACCGACGAGCAGCCCUUCUUCUGCCGCUACUGCCCCUACAAGGCCAAGCAGAAGUUCCAGGUGGUCAAGCACAUCCAGCGGCACCACCCCGAGCGCAGCGUGGGSGAUGCGAGCCAGGGCGUGGGCAAGGAGCCCCCCGCGGACCACGGGCACCUCCUGCUCCACGCGCAGCGGCAGAGCCCGGCCCAGCAGAGCCCGGCCCAGCGGCCCCCCGCGCAGGAUGGCGGCCGCCCUGCGGACGAGGGUGCUGUCCCCCCGGGGGGCACCCUCUAA